Callorhinchus milii (elephant shark) is the source of this 11625-nucleotide messenger RNA. It is a transcript of the gene col12a1a, whose product is annotated as collagen, type XII, alpha 1a. Gene Ontology annotation, molecular function: protein binding. Bases 534 to 9587 code for a protein of 3017 amino acids. Lineage: Eukaryota; Metazoa; Chordata; Chondrichthyes; Chimaeriformes; Callorhinchidae. The record is from RefSeq and is a predicted model, not a curated record. The transcript is spliced from 65 exons.
GGUGGGGGGGGGAGAGAGAAUGAUUGCCAGAUUGGCUCAAUGUGGUCCAGGGAAUAACUAUUAGGAGAGAAAGAAUGUGAUUACGUUAUAAGACUGUAACCUUUGAGCUGGUGCUUAGGAAUGCUUUACUCACUCACUGAAGAUCUUACAUAUAUCACCCACUGUGACACUUUUCCACGUUUCGUAAGAGCUUACGAAAAGAAGGGGGAUUUUGCGCAGAGGGCAGGAUAACCCAAGUGUUAAGCAGAGCACAGCACAGUGCUCAGUCCCACUCUGUCCCUCUCAGCUGUAGAGAAGUGAGGCACUUCCCCCUUUGCUCUUAUUUCAUCUGAUCCCAAACAUCUACAACUUCUCUCUCCUUCUCUUGUCCACCGUGGGAACCUCUCAACAAGACCAACACACACACACACACAGAGAGAGAGAGAGAAAGAAAGAAGAGAGAGAGAAAGAGAGAGAGAAAAAGAAAGAGAGGAAAACCAUAGCCCAACCAUCUCACAGAUCCAUUCAUGCCCUGGUGAGCGCAGCGAGAGACUAUGAGGAUCAAGCUGUGCCUUGCGCUGGCGACUGCCUGUGCAGCAUUGCUCGCACUCUCAGUGGAGGCUCAAGUCCCACCGCCCAUGGACCUGAAAUAUAAAAUUUUGUCUGAAAGCAGUGUGCAAAUGACGUGGCGACGGCCACGAAGCAGAAUACUGGGGUACAGGCUAACAGUCACACCGACCGAUGGCCAACCUCCCAGGGAGCUCACGUUAGGUACGCGAGUGUCCAAAACCUCAAUAACUGACCUGGUUCCCGACUUGGAGUACAUGAUCUCGCUGGUUGCCUAUGACCGUUCGUCAGAAAGCGUUCCGGUAAAAGUGAAACUUACAAUUCAGUCAAGUCGCACGCCAACUAGAAAGCCUAAGAAGGAUGAGUUCACUCCAGUAUGUUCCUCCAAUGCCAACGCUGACCUGGUUUUCCUGGUGGAUGGUUCCUGGAGCGUGGGAAGACCCAAUUUUAGGAAGAUCAGGGAGUUUAUUUAUUCCCUCGUCUCCGCCUUUUCCAUCGGAGAGGACCAGACCAGAGUGGGAAUCGUCCAGUACAGCUCUGACACCAGGACUGAGUUCAGUCUAGACAGAUACUUCGACAAAUCUGAACUUCUCAGAGCCAUCACUAAUCUGCCCUACAAAGGAGGCAACACAAUGACCGGCGAUGCCAUUAAUUACCUGGUACAGAAAACCUUUGUCGCCUCUGCUGGAGCCAGAAGAUCAUAUCCUAAAGUGGCGGUGAUCAUCACUGAUGGGAAGUCACAAGAUACCGUGCAGGACAGCGCCCAGGCUCUACGUGACAUCGGGGUGGAAGUCUUCACACUGGGCAUAAAGGGAGCUGACCUCCAGGAGCUACAAGAGAUUGCCUCCGCUCCUAUCGGCAAGCAUAUCUUCCAGGUGGCAGAUUUUGACAACAUCAAGGAUGUCCAGACCGAUAUCAUCAAACAGGUCUGCUCUGGAGUGGAGGAGCAGAUCCUUGAGCUUGUGAGCGGGGAGGAAGUGGUGGAGCCAGCCAACAAUUUGCAAACAAUCGAGAUUGCGUCCAAGUUCCUGAAGCUGGUGUGGGAUCCAUCCCUUGGUCAGGUCACUGGGUACAGGUUGCAGCUUAUCCCUUUGGUGCCCGGCGUGGAGAAGCAGGAAGUGAGCCUGGACUCUCAGGCGAGGAUGGCAGUGGUUCAAAACCUGAACCCAGGGACCGAGUACCAGAUCAACCUAUACGCCAUGAGGGGCCUGGCAUCCAGCGAACCCAUCUCGAUCCUGGAAACAACUCAGGUGAUCGGAGUAUCAAUCGAGUGCACGCUGAACGAGAACUCCCAAGCUGACGUCGUUCUGUUGGUGGACGGCUCCUACAGCAUCGGGCUGAGCAACUUCGCCAAAGUCAGGGAUUUUCUGGAGACCCUGGUGCAAACAUUCCCAGUCGGGCCCAACCAGAUCCAGAUUGGUCUGGUCCAAUACAGCCGAGACCCCAACACGGAAUUCACCCUCAAUACCCAUAGCACCCAGGCGUCCGUGCUGGAAGCAGUUCGCAACUUCCCCUACAGGGGGGGCUCCACCAACACUGGCAGGGCCAUGACCUAUGUGCGCAAUAAAGUCUUCGUGGUGGAGAAGGGGGCCAGGUUCAAGGUGCCCCGUGUCAUGGUCCUCAUCACCGAUGGCAAGUCGUCCGAUGCCUUCCAGGUGCCAGCCGAAAGGCUGAGGGAUGCCGGAGUGGAGAUCUUCGCCGUGGGAGUCAAGGAUGCCGUGUUCAGUGAACUGGUGACCAUCGCCUCCAAACCCGAGCACUCUCAUGUCUACCAAGUGGACGACUUUGACUCCUUCCAGCGGGUGUCCGCCAAGCUGACCCAGACUCUGUGCCUCAGGAUAGAGGAGGAAGCGGUUGCCAUCAAAGAGAGAGAUUUCACAUCCCCCAGUAAUCUGCAAACCUCCGACGUGACGUCCAGCAGUUUCCGAGUGAGCUGGACACCAGUGGGGCCAGAUGUGCGCUCCUACCUGCUGAAGUACAGGAUGGCCUUGGGUGGUCAGCUCUACUCCAUCCAGGUCCCCGGAGAGGAAGCCAGCAGAGUCCUCACCGACCUCCUGCCCGAGACUGAAUACCUGAUCCAAGUCAUUGCGCAAUACGAGAAUGGCAACAGCCGGCCGUUGGAAGGGAAGGACACCACCCUGGAAGAGAACGGAUUACCUCGUAACCUACUGGUGUAUGACGAAAGCACCAACAGUUUCAAGGUCAGGUGGGUUGCAGCUCCCGGCAAUGUUCUGCACUACCGCCUCGAAUACACUCCUUAUUCCGGAGGCGAGAAGGAAGAGGUGACGAUCAGAGGCACAGACACAUCAACCACCCUGCAGAACCUGCUCACCAACGCCAGGUACGACCUGAGACUCAGAGCUGAAUAUCGGACACUUGUUGGGCAGCCACUGAUCGGGGAAGGAAGCACCAAAGAAGAGAUUGGAUCUCCUCGGAACCUGGUGACGGAUAACGUCUCCUCAACCUCCUUCGACAUUUCCUGGACGGCAGCCCCGGGCAAUGUCCAGCGUUACCGGGUGACCUGGAAGUCCUCAGAUGAUGACGACAGCGGGGAAAUAGAGAUUCCCGGUUACCUAACCACCACCAGGCUGACAAACCUUCAACCAGAAACCAGAUACCACAUCAUGGUCUUCGCAGCUUAUAGCAGUGGGGAAGGAGACCCUCUGGAGGGAGACGAGACCACCAAUGCUACUGAGGAGGCCAAGAGAAUGCUCGUGACAGAUGAAACCGUCAACAGUUUCCGAGUGACCUGGCAGCCCGCACCUGGCAAAGUGCUUCACUACAGAGUCAGCUACCGUCCCGCCUCGGGGGGAAGGACCAUCGCGACCAAGAUCCCGCCACACCUGACCUCCACCGUCUUACGUCGUCUCAGCCCGCAAACCACGUAUGACGUGAACGUCAGUCCUAUGUACAAACACGGAGAAGGGAAACUACGAUUUAGCCAGGGUACCACAGCUUCGCCUUACAAACCACCACAAAACCUACAAACCUCCGACCCCCAAAAGACCAGUUUCCGAGUGACGUGGGACCCAGCCCCAGGGGAGGUUCGUGGCUACAGGAUUACCUACUACCCACUGGAUGAUGAGCAGCAACAGGAACAAAUGGAGCUGGGACCCUACGACACAACCGUGGUGCUGGAGGAGCUCAAGGCUGACACCACGUACAAAGUGGCCGUGUCGGGGAUGUUUCAGGACGGGGAGAGCCUGCCUUUGCUGGGGCAGGAGCACACCACCCUGUCUGAGGACAGCGGCGUGCCUCCACUGGGGCCUCCAGGGAUCCAGUGCAGCACCACGGCUGCUGCGGACAUCCUGCUGCUGGUGGACGGAUCCUGGAGUAUCGGACGCCUGAACUUCCGACAGAUCCGCAGCUUCAUCGGCAAACUGAUCCAGGUCUUCGAUAUCAGCCCCCAGAGGGUGCAGUUCGGUCUGGCCCAGUACAGUGGAGACCCGAGGACUGAGUGGAACCUGAAUGCGCACAAGGACAAGAAGAGCUUACUGGCUGCUGCGGCAGCCUUACCUUACAAAGGAGGAAACACACUAACAGGCCUGGCUCUCAGCUACAUCUUACAGAACAAUUUCCGGGAGGAUGCAGGAGCUCGGCCAUUCGCUCGGAAGAUCGGUGUGCUGAUCACAGACGGCAAGUCUCAGGAUGAUGUGUCCAUCCCCUCCGAAAGUCUGCGUGACCUUGGAGUGGAGCUUUACGCUGUUGGUAUCAAGAAUGCAGAUGUCAUUGAGCUGCGACAGAUUGCCACAGACCCCGACAGCAUCCACAUGUACAACGUGGCGGACUUCGCUCUCCUGACGGAAAUCGUGGAUGACCUGAGCAGGAACCUGUGCGAUAGUGUGAAGAGCGGAGCCAACGUGGAAGCCCCGACUAACCUCGAGAUGUCUGAAGUCACACCUGGUUCCUUCCGGGUGACGUGGGACCAUGGAGCGAGUGUGGACCGUUACCGAGUGGAGUACCAACGCGUUGCAGGAGGUCCCACAGAGCAGGUGCUGGUAAACGGCAGGACCACGAGUGUGGUUCUGACUGAUCUGUUCCCAGAAACACAGUACAACGUCAAUGUCUACAGCCUUCUCGAGGGAGAAGUCAGUGAGCCACUGAGGGGAUCUGAAACCACUCUGUCGAUUCCCUCCGUGAGGAAUUUCAAUCUUUUCGACGUCACAUCGUCUUCCAUGAGAAUGAGGUGGGAUCCGGUGCCCGAUGCCUCUGGUUACCUGAUCCAGUAUGCCCCAAUCAACGCCAAUGUCCCAGUGGGGCAGAAAGAGGUGAAGGUUGGCCCUGAAGAGGCUGAUCUACCUCUUACCGAGUUAUUGCCUAACACUGAGUACACCGUAUCAAUCCACACCAUGUACGGUGACAUCGCUGGAGACCCACUAACCAAACAGGAAGUUACCUUGCCACUGAGUCCACCCAGAAACAUCCGAUUCUCUGACACCACUCACAGCAGCACCAGAGUGCAUUGGGAGCCCGCCCCAGGCAGGGUGCUGAAAUACCUGAUAAAAUACAGAGAAGUGGACGAUCCAACCAUCAAGGAAGUGGAGGUGAAUCGUGCGGACACAUCUGUCUUGCUGCCCAACCUGCUAUCUCAAACGGAAUAUCAAGUGUACGUUAGUGCGAUUUAUGAUGAUGGGCCUUCGGCUCCAGUCGAGGGAAAAGAAAGCACAUCGGUGGUUCCUGCGCCUAUCAACCUGCAAUUCUCCGAGGUGGGAACAAAGCAGUUCAGAGUUUCCUGGGAACACGGAGCGCCGGAUGUGGCUUUGUACCGACUGGCCUGGACCCCAGUCGGCACGACGGACAAAAAAGAGAUGAUUCUGAAUGGCGAUGAAACCAAUCAAAUGUUGGAGAAUCUCACACCUGACACGAGAUAUGAGGUCUCCCUGACGGCUAUCUACCCAGACGAGAUGGAGAGUGAGGACCUGAUAGAUACUCAGAGCACAAUGCCAGUUGUAUCCGUUGAUGAAGUUGGACCCCCGCGGAAUCUCCAGGUGUACAAUGCCACCCCUUACAGCCUGACAGUGAAGUGGGAUCCUGCCGUGGGCAGAGUGCUGCGGUACAAGGUCACCUACACCCCGAUGUCAGGAGACCCCAUCGAGAAAAUGGUCAAGGUUGGGCCAAAACAGCACAGAAUUGUGUUAGAGAAGCUGAGCCCAGACACACCCUACUCCAUCAGAGUUGCCUCUUCCUAUAAAAGAAAGGAUGGAGGACACAUGACUGGCACGGGCAGAACAAAGCCGUUGGCUUCAGUGCGUAACAUCAGAGUGUACGAUCCGACCACCAGCACCCUGAGCGUGAACUGGGAACCCGCCGAAGGGGUGGUCCGUCAGUACGAUGUUUACUACGUCCCAACCACUGGGGGCCCCGCCGAGGAAAAGGUCACUUUACCAGGUAACACACGCAAUGUAGUCCUCAGGAAUCUGCUGUCAGACACCCCGUACAAGAUCAGUGUGGUGCCUGUGUUCACCGAGGGUGGGGGAGCACGGCGGUCUGCCACUGGACAAACACUGGUGCGCGGGGCGCCCCGAAACAUCCAGGUCUACAACCCGUCCCCCAACAGCCUGAGUGUGCGGUGGAUGAGUGCUCCCGGUCCCGUUCAGCAGUACAGAGUGGUCUACGCUCCUCUCACUGGAACCCGGCCUUCAGAAUAUACUGUGGUGCCUGCAAAUACCAAUAGCCUGUUGCUAGAGAGGCUCCAGCCAGAUACUCCUUACUCCGUCAAUGUCAUUGCACUCUACGCAGACGGUGAAGGCGGUGAACUCAGCAGCAAUGGAAAAACAUUGCCUCGCAGUGGCCCCAGGAACAUGCGGGUAUAUGGACCCACUACCAACAGCCUCAGUGUCAGCUGGGAUCACGCAGAUGGGCCUGUGCAGCAGUACAGAGUCAUAUACGCCCCCACAGUCGGAGACCCUAUCGAGGAAUUCAUCUUUGUUCCCGGGAGAAGAAACAAUGUGGUGCUGCAGCCUCUGGAGACAGACACACCAUACCGUAUCAGUGUUGUGGCCAUGUACGCUGACGGGGACGGGGGACAGCUGACCGGGGACGGACGCACAGUGGGUCUGCUAGAGCCCAGUAACCUGCGUGUAUCAGACGAAUGGUACACUCGAUUCCGUGUGUCCUGGGACCCUGCUCCUUUGCCUGUGCUUGGAUACAAGUUUAUUUACCAGCCAACAGGUGUAGAUGAACCAAAGGAGAUCUUCGUUGGGGAUGUGACGACCUACACGCCACAGAACCUGAAGCCUGGGACAACAUAUGAUGUCAAGGUCUAUGCCACGUACGACUCAGGAGACAGUGAACCCCUGGUUGGGCAAGGCACAACAUUGUACCUGAAUGUGACGGGUCUGACUACCUACCAAGUGGAUUGGGACAGCUUCUGUAUCCGGUGGAACCCCCACAGACAGGCCUCAUCUUACCGAAUCAAGCUGCAACCGGUGGAUGCUCAGCACAGCGGCCGACAGGAGGUCACUGUCAACGGGGCCGACUCCAGUUACUGCUUCUACGGCCUUUCACCCAACGCUAAGUACGAUGCGAUGGUGUACACACAGCUUCCCAACCUGGAGGGACCGGGAGUCAACGUGCAGGAGCAAACAAUGAUCCGCCCGACCGUAGCCCCAACCGAACCGCCACCUCCUCCACCGCCAGCAACCAUCCCCCCGGCACAUGACGUGUGCAAGGGUGCGAAGGCAGAUCUGGUAUUUUUGAUUGACAGCUCGUGGAGUAUCGGGGAUGAUAACUUCCUGAAGGUUGUGCAGUUUGUCUUCACCACAAUUGGUGCCCUGGACAAUAUCAGCCCAGCGGGAAUGCAGAUUUCCUUCGUUCAAUUCAGCGACGAAGCAAAGUCAGAGUUCAAACUGAACACUUAUGCCGACAAAGGACAUGUCCUGUCUGCCCUGCAAAUGGUCCGCUACAAAGGCGGGAACACAAAGACAGGUCGAGCUCUGAAGUUUCUAUAUGACGAGGUCUUCAUUCAUUCGAGGGGCAUGAGGAAGUCCGUGCCCAAGGUGCUGGUGGUUGUGACUGAUGGACGCUCUCAGGAUGAGGUCAAACAGCCAGCCCUGGCAUUGCAGGAGGCCGGUUACAGUGUGUUCGUGGUUGGGGUGGCUGACGUGGACUUCACAGAGUUGAGGAACAUCGCGAGCAAACCCAGUGACAAGCAUUUAUUCGUGGUGGACGAUUUUGACGCUUUUGCUAAGAUCGAAGACCAACUCAUCACGUUUCUGUGUGAAACCGCCUCCUCUACUUGCCCCCUGAUUUACAUCAACGGGUUCACAACGCCAGGCUACAAAAUGAUGGAGGCUUUCAAUCUGACGGAGACAGAAGCUUCCUCUCUGCCAGGCGUCUCCAUGGAACCCGGAUCCUUCAAUAGCUAUGUGGCUUACAGACUUCACAAGGACACCUACCUCAACCAGCCCACAGUGGAUAUUCACCCGGAUGGCCUGGCGCUCACCUACACCAUCAUGCUGAUGUUCCGCAUCCUGCCUGAAACCACCUCAGAACCGUUCGCUAUCUGGCAGAUCACAAACCAGGACUACAAACCCGAAGUCGGUGUGCUUGUCGAUGGCAACAGCCAGACCCUGUCAUUCUUUAACAAGGAUGAGAGAGGCGAGUCACAGACCAUCACGUUUGACAGUGACGAAGUGAAGAAGCUCUUCUACGGGAAUUUCCACAAGGUCCAUCUCCUGGUGAACCAAGACAGCGUGAAGCUGAUUGUCGACUGCCAGGAAGUUGAAGAGAAGCCGGCAAACCCACACGGAAACAUCAGCACCGACGGCUUUGAGAUCUUUGGAAAGCUGGUCAAGUCCCAGGGAGCCAAGGGCAGAUCAGCUACAUUUCAGCUCCAGAGCUUUGAUAUCAUCUGCAGCCUGGGCUGGGCCAUUCGAGACCAGUGCUGUGACCUUCCAUCCAUGAGGAUUGAGGCAAAGUGUCCUGCCCUCCCACAUGCCUGCACCUGCACUCAAGACAGCAUUGGACCCCCUGGGCCCCCGGGUCCUCCGGGAUCUUUCGGAAGCAAAGGUCCCAGAGGAGAAAGAGGCAACAAUGGAGCACAGGGUCCCCCUGGUACUCGUGGAGAGCCUGGCAGUCCAGGUUCCCAAGGUCUCCCAGGUCCUCAAGGCCCCAUUGGAUUGUCCAUUCCAGGAGAGUCUGGCCGAACUGGGAUGAAAGGUGAUGCAGGUGAACCGGGAUUACCUGGUCGAUCGGGACAGCCUGGACGGAAUGGAGCCCAGGGUGCCGUUGGACCUCAGGGCGCAAGGGGCUUUGCAGGCAAAGAAGGACCACCAGGACCUCGAGGACCAGCAGGGCCAAUGGGAUCACCUGGUGCUCCGGGGGCUCCUGGUCCAACUGGAACGCAAGGAAAACCCGGAAACUCCGGACCAGUGGGACAACCAGGUGUGAAGGGAGAGAGAGGAGAUCGGGGGGGACUGGCUUCUCAAAACAUGAUGAGGUCGAUUGCCAGACAAGUCUGCGAACAGCUGAUGAACAAUCAGAUGAGCAGAGUUAACUCCCUGAUAAACCAAAUCCCCAACGGCUACUACAACAACCGUGCGGUGGCCGGACCACCGGGACCCGCGGGAGAAUCAGGUAAUCCCGGCCCCCGAGGGGAAAACGGAGCUCAGGGGCGGCCAGGAUUCCCAGGAGCACCUGGCACGGACGGCAGAGCUGGAGAAAGAGGUCCACCAGGAGAGCAGGGUGAGAGAGGCAGCACAGGCAUCGGAAAGCCAGGAAGCCCAGGUCCACCAGGAGCACCAGGUCCCCAAGGACAAUCAUUAACCGGACCCCCAGGUCCUCCUGGUACGCGAGGUGCCCCAGGCCCCGGGGGCCGACAGGGACACUACGGAGCGCGAGGCCCCGCUGGGCCUCCAGGCUAUUGCGACUCCUCACAGUGUGCCGGCAUUCCUUACAAUGGCCCCGGCUACCCAGGACCGUUCGAAAGCGGACCCUACCAGCCCGAGCCCGACACGUACGUUGUGCCCAUAGAGAGAGAGGAGCACGGAGGUUCAGAAACUGAGAUACAGUCGCCCGGGAUUGUCCGCGGCCAACCCUGAGAAGAUCGGGUACCAAUUCCACACACACACACCCACUCAUACCAUCAGCAGCAAUAAUCACACCAGUGAUGAUAAUAAUGAGAACAACAGAGGGAGAUAUAAAAUGGGAGUCGAGUUAUAACCCUCUACACUUCCAGACCCACAUAUGCUUUAAACCUCUUAGUUCUAGACCUCUCACUGCGCUCAUGCUUAUACCCAACACCCUUUAUUCCAUAACAAAGUGAGGCCAUUUGGCCCAUCGCUCCCAUGAGAGUCUGUAAGAGUCAUUCCUUUCAUUGCUUUCCCCACUUCUCUAUCUCCCUCUUCGCAAACACUUUCCAUAUUUUUUUCUCUUUUCCAAUAUUCGUCCAAUUCCCUUUGAAAAACCAUUACACAUUCUGCUUCUAUCCAGUGUUUUUUGUGUGAGGGGUGGAGGAGGUUAAGAGUUCCACAUCUGUGUGCAUUCAUGCGUUUGCAAGUGUGUGUUUAUGUGCAUGCGUGUGUGUAUGUGCGUGGAAAAGAAAAUUCUAACCUUUCCCUUUUUUGUGUAAAUACCCUAAAUUGAUGACCACAAGUUAUCAACUCUCCAACCGGUGGAAGUAGUUACUCCUUAUUCACUUUGUCAAACACCCUCAUCACAAAAGGAGGGGUCGAGUGGGUUUGGAUGAAAGAGAUCCUUCGGUCCAUUUGAUCUCAUACUUCCUGAACCUUCAACCCUAACAUCCUCCCUUCAAAGCACUGAGCUGUUCCAAGUCCCUGCAUCCUAACCUCCUACACACCCUCCUUGCAUCCACUCCCUUCCUCUUGUUUGUAAAGUAUGUGUGAUGUCUGCUACAGUCGUGCCCUUCACAUCCCCUGUCCCCUCACGCUUCCUUACCCUGCUCGUUCCCCCUUCUCUCUCCCCACUUUACCUCCAUCAAACCCACUCAUCCCUUCAGCUCAAAGCUCGUGUUUCCUUUUAAAACCCAAACAGGAUGGGGGGUUGAGCACUUGAGAAUGUAGGAAUGUAAAACAAAUAAAGCCCCCCAAAAUUCUUCAGAAUCUGGCAAUCUCUCUCAUUCUCCUCUCCCACCCUGUCCAUUUUCCUCACCCAAUUUUCUUCCUGCCCGAGCCUCUGAUACACGCUGGCCAUCUCCAAGGGGAGCCACAAAGAUAUUGGCAAUCGAACGUGGAGAAGGGAAGAAAUGAACCCACGAGGUUCGGGCUUAUUUUUNACCUCUCCCUACAAUCGAAAUCUCUCUGUGAAAAACUAACACAAACACGACAAGGAAAAUGGAUACAGCCACACACUUGUUCCCACCUCAAUGUUAAACACCUUCUCUCUCUCAUCCUCUCCCCAACACAUGCACAGACCCUCCUUUCCCCUCAAUGCAGGGCAACCUUCCCCCUCCAAACACAAAUAACUUCCUUCACACCAAUCUCAACCUAGCUUCACGCCCUUAAUACAUGUAUUAUUUAAUACCGUAAUUAUAUAUAAAAAGAGAUAGAGACCAAAAAAAGCUUCCUGACUUCAUCAUUGUGAUUAUUAUUAUAGCUUUGAACUUGUAUUUUUUUUUGCAGUUUAUAACUUUAUAAGGGUAUAUUACAUUAAUUUACAAAAUGCAUCAGCUGGUUAAAUCAAGCAUUAGGUGUCACACACUCAACUGAGGAUCCAUCCUGACACCCUUGUGCUGAGCAGACUGCACACGUUAAAAGUUCGCUUCAAUCUUUCACUGGGUUUCCUUUCCGUUGACUUUUUUUUCGGCAAAAAAAAUUCGGGACCGAGACCUCAAAUAUCCUUCCGAAGCUUAACGUUGUACGGGCUGUUCAUCUUGAUUUUUGUCACGAGAAAAAGGGUGAAAUUUGCAUGUCUGUGAUGUACAUUUAUUAUGGAGGUUUUGCCAGGACAAUAGUGUUUUCAGAAACUAAAAAAAACGUAGUUGGAAUCUGUUUGCAAGACUAUGGAGAUAGGAAUCGCUGCUUUGUAUUUGUAACUGCAGAUGGUGAAUUUCACAGCCUCAUUUUCUUAUUUAUUUCUGAAACAAAUGAGACAUUUUUCAAUAAAACUACUGAAAUUAAA